AUGUGCGGAAUCAUCGCUUUCUUCGACUUGCUGAAAAAGUACCAAGGCAACCCAGAGAAACUCAAAGAACGUUUGACGGUGUUGGGGAACUUGAUGAGGACGCGAGGCCCUGAUAGCCAAGGUUAUCAUGGAGGCAAAUACUUUGGAAUGGCACAUCAACGCCUUGCUAUCAUGGAUCCCUUGCACGGAGACCAACCCUUCGUCUAUGAGGAGCAGGGUUAUGCACUUGUUGCCAAUGGCGAAAUCUACAAUUUUCAAGAACUGAUUUCGAAGCACAAUCUUCCACAAAUGCAAACUCAUAGCGAUUGUGAACCUCUGAUCGCUCUAUAUGAUAAGCUUGGAAAUGACAUGGUCAAGGAGCUGAAUGGCAUGUUUGGAUUCGUGAUUUCCAAGAAUGGUGGGGAAGAGAUCUAUGCAGCGAGGGAUCAUUGUGGUAUCAAACCUCUUUACAUCGGAUACGGCAAGGAGGGUGAAAUUUGGUUCUCAUCCGAACUGAAGGGGAUUGUCAAUGAAGACUGUGAGAAAAUUGAGGAAUUCCCGGCGGGUCAUUAUUGGACACGUUCCGAAGGAUUUCGCAGAUACUAUCAACCUGCAUGGGAUCAUGAUGACUUCGAGCCCAAAGGAGAUUGCUCAAAAAUCAAGAAGGUGCUAGAACAAGCUGUGCGAGAUCAGUGCAUGUCCGAUCAACCUUUUGGACUGCUUCUUAGCGGAGGCUUGGACAGUGCAUGCAUCGCAGUUCUGCUUAAGCCAAUCAUGCAGGAACUUGGAGAAGAAUUUCACACCUUCUCAGUAGGUAUGGAGGGGUCCCCUGACAUCACUGCUGCCAGGAUGAUGUCUAAAUUCUUGGGAACCACUCAUCAUGAGCACCUUUUCAAUGCAGAUGAGGCUUUCGAACAUGUUGAAAAGGUUAUCUAUCACCUCGAGACCUAUGAGCCUGAGCUUAUCCGAUCUGCCAUUCCCAAUUAUUUCCUGGCUCGCAUGACUUCUCAAUAUGUCAAAAUGGUUCUCACUGGAGAAGGUUCUGAUGAGCUUUUCGGAGGCUAUCUGUACUUCAGGGAUGCCCCUGAUUCGCGAACGUUCCAUCGGGAGCUGAGGAGGAUAUUCCAUCAUCUUCAUAACGUCAACUGCCAGCGAGCAGAUCGAAUGACAAUGGCUCAUGCUCUUGAAGCUCGUGUACCUUUCUUGUGCCCCAAUGUCAUCGAGGCGAUCAUGAAUAUCGAUCCCAGCUUCAAAACCAUUACUAAGGAAAGGCCGGCUGAGAAGCAUGCACUUCGUGCUGCCUUUGAAGGAACUAUGCCUUCUGAGGUGCUCUGGAGGACCAAAGCCAUGCAAUGCGAAGGGAUCGGUAUGACUUGGGUUGCAGAACUGCAGAGCCGGUGUAAUCGCCAAAUUUCUGAUGAAGAAUUCGCUCGAAGAGAUGAACUCUACCCGAUCAACACCCCUGUGACGAAGGAGGAAAUGUACUACAGAAAGAUCUUUGAGAAGUACUACAAGGGCAUGGACAAAUUUGUGCAAGUUUGGGAUGGAGGUUGUCGGGCUGGAGGAGCAGCUUGGAAGACAACAGCCUACACGCGAGAGGGUCUGAGAGAUGUGAAGCAACUUGCAAAAGGACUUGGCAUCGACACCAAUCACGUUGACGAGCACAGUGAAAAGCUGGCCAAUUUUCAUGGGAAGGAUAGUUUGGGUGACAACACAAUUCAAACUUGA
Messenger RNA from Guillardia theta CCMP2712, 1707 nucleotides. RefSeq lists its product as hypothetical. The transcript has a single exon. Bases 1 to 1707 code for a protein of 568 amino acids. Gene Ontology annotation, molecular function: asparagine synthase (glutamine-hydrolyzing) activity. The record is from RefSeq and is a predicted model, not a curated record. NCBI's taxonomy places the organism in Eukaryota, Cryptophyceae, Pyrenomonadales, Geminigeraceae. Gene Ontology annotation, cellular component: cytosol.